AUGGACAGCGACGCUGCGCGCGGGCGUCGCGAGCGCUAUCAACGCGGUACCGCUGCCUGCUGGAUGGGGCUGGGGCGGUGCCUCCGCGGACCAGGCUCCCUCCGGCGACGACAGAGCGGGGGAAAUGCUCACGCCGGUGCCUGGACGGCGGGUGUCGAGAAUGCGCCCCGCCGGUGCUGGUGGGGAUGGGGCGGGGUACGAUGCGUGGCUGAAGGGCGAGGACGAGCGGACGUUUGCUGCCGCUGCGUCUGCGACCGCCGCUGCGACUGCGGCGUUGACCGCCAACGUGUCCAAGGCGAACUCCGAUGCGACGCUUCGCCCCGUCAGGCGUCCGUUUCGCCCGCUGAGAUCCGAGCUGUCUGUGGUGUCUUUUGGGGAUUCGCUUCUCGGGAGCGCGGUGGAGGUGGGGGAGGCGGGCGCGGAGACGCGUACGGUGGGGGAGGCGAGCGCUGCGAGUGUGAGUAUUUAUUCGCAGGAGAGCGCUGCGAGGUCUGUCGAUAAGGCGCUGCCUGUGCAGAUUCCGGAGGUACUUGAGGAAACGAGGUGAGGCGCUCUACCCAACAGCUCUGUGCUUAGCCUUGGAUGAGCGCUGAUGGAUUCAACCGUAGACUCGAGACUGAGCAGGAACGCCACGCAUAUGCGCAGACGGCAACCACUGCACCCCUCAAUCUUCAGCCCCGCCUCACGCGCCGCAGCACGUCAGGCAAGCGCGCCGUCACAGCGCGUCGUCGGGCGGCGAAGGAGAGCUACACGCGGCGUCGUCAGGGUGCUCCCAGCACUAUCCCAUCCGACGGCGGAGGAUUGGCAGGAGGGGACAGACCGGCGCUCGUGAGGCGCAAGAGCUCGUCUGCGAGCUCGGUGAUGACGUCUGCGAAUUUCGGCUUUGGGGGUGCUGGGCAGGGAGGAGUCGGUGGUAGUAGACGGGGAGGGAGGAGAGAGAGUUUGAGCGAGAAGGAGGAGAGUGCGAGGAGGGCGUUGGUUGAGAGGAGACGGAAGAUGAGGGCGUUGGAUGAUGUUGGGAGGGGAAAGUAGACUAGAAUGUAUGAUUAUGUUCUGCAUUAAAUGUGAGCUGGAACUAUGGUGCUCCAGCGAGUUAACUCUGGGUAUUUCACUGGCUUAAGUAUCAGCUGAACGAUGACAAACGGAGCGAGUGGAUGAAUGUUUCAGUUGGGAGUAGGAGAUGAGUUACGCGACGCGUCUCCCCUUUUGCUCGCUCCCCCACCUUCCUCUCCUCAGCCCCAGUCGAAUGUCCGCAACCUUUCUGCCCGCCCUCUCCCAAUCAGACGUCGAUCGCGCUGCACAACUCAUCCAAGAGGCCUACUCGCCCCGCGCGACCCUCGGCCCCGCCGAGCAGCGCCGUCUGCAACAGGAGCUAUUCGAGAUCCAGCGCCGCCCCGAGGCAUGGGGGCUCGUCGUCCCCUUCCUCGCCCACCACGACGAGAACGUCCAGUUCUUCGGCGCACACACUGCACAGGUCAAGAUCGCCCGCGAUUGGGAUUCGGUGCCCCAGGAUGCGGUGAUGCAGCUGCGCGAUCUGCUUCUCCAGCUCACGACGCACGCGAUCGUCUCGGGCCGCAACAAGGUCAUCCUCCGCAAGCUCUUUGUCGCUAUAACAUCGCUAGCGCUCAAGAUCGUGCCGAGUCAGAAUUCGCAGUGGCAAUGGGACGGCUGGAUACUCUCCGCCGCGUCGCUCAUGUCCUCGGGUGGUGUCCCCACCGAGCAUUUACUUGAUUUCCUCGCGAUCGUCGCGCAGGAGCUGGAGACUGUUGAGUUGCUCGGUACUACAAAGAUGAAGAUGCAGCAGUCCCUCCUCGACGCGGCGCCGAUGGUCGUACAGGCCAUCGUGUCGUCCAUCAACCAAGCGACGAGCGCGAUGAACGGUCACGGGCAGCGUAACACGCGCGAGCUCGAUGCGGCGCUCAGAUGCCUGCAGUCAUGGGUGUACAUUCUACGCGGCGACGACCUCAUCCCGCUCAUCCCGCUCCUCAUCGGCCUCCUCACGCCCCCGGCCAGCGGCGGAGGCGAGAUGGACGAAGCCGCGUUCGUGCCUGCGUCCGACGCUCUGCAAGAGAUCAUGUCCAAGUCGGCGCUCGCGGGCGGCUCCGGCACGGGCUCGCUCACGGAGCCGCUGCUGCUGUGGUGCGCCGCGUACGGCGCGCGGAUCGUUCAGGGUGCCUCGGAAUACGUCGACGCGGUCUCGCACUCCUUCUGCAAGCUCCUCGUCGCGCUGGGCGACCACUCGACGACGUACUUCGCGUCGCACAUCGUCUCGCUGCAGCCCGUCGCGCCCUCCGCGUCUCCGCAGCUGCACCACCUCCAGCCGCAGACGCGCGCACACCUCAUCCAGACGUUUCUCCGCCUGCUGAUGUCCUACACGGGUCUGGCGGGGUACUACGGCGCGGACGAGGACGCGUCCGAGAUGACGCUCGGCUUCUGGUAUCUCUUCCAGGAGGCGCUGUGGAGCGUGGAGUUUGACGACGAGAACGACGAGAAUGAUUUAUUGGGCGAUUCGCAUGGCGAUUUUCUGCACGGCGAUGUGCCGCCUGGUGGGGUGAUGCAUGCGCGGUCGAGGAGCAGGGGCGGGCAAGGGGCGGGAGGGGUGAAUGGGGAGGAGGAGGAUAUGUGGAGUGUGGUUAGGGCGGUGUAUGAUGAGCUUGUGAAGGUGUUGAGGCGGAAGGUGGUGUGGCCGAGGGGAGGGGGCGGGUGGGCGAAAGACCAGGUGGACAAGUUUCAAGUGUAUCGGAGGGACGUGGGCGAUACGUUGAUCAACGCGUACUACAUACUCCGGGACGACAUGCUCGCGUACUAUCUCAAGGACCUACAACAGCGCCUCGCGCAGCGGGCGGAGCAGGACGGCUGGGAGGAGAUAGAAGCGACGUUGCACUGCGUCAUGUCGGUUCAGGAGGCCGUUCCGCUGGAGGACAACGUCCGGCUCGUGCGCCUGUUCGGCGAGGACAUGCUCGGCCGGCUGCCGACGGCGGGGCAGGACAGGGUGCGGAGGACGACGUUGGGGCUGAUCGGGACAUACGCAUCGUGGUUCACCACGCAGCCAUCCGCAUCGCCGUCCCCCGCAUCGCUCCAACCAGGCCAGCAACAACAGCAACAACAACAGCCCUCGCUGCUCAUGCGCGCCGUCGCAUACGUCGCGUCCGCGCUGACCGAGCCCGCAUUGUGCCUGUACGCCGCCAACGCGCUGCGCGACCUGUGCGACGCGAACCGGAGCGCGCUUGCGCCGCACAUUGGUGCGUUCGCGGAGCUGCACGCGAGCCUGGUUAGUAUCCCGGAUAUGGAGCGCGCGAAGGUGCUGCAGAGCAUCGCGAGCGUGAUCCAGGCGCUGCCGCCCGAGGACGCGAUUCCGCCCGUGCAGGCUGUGGCGAGUCCGAUUGUGGAGAAGCUGGUGCGGGCGUUGCAGGGGAGCUCGCAGUUGCCAGAGGAAGCGCGUGCACUGGCGAUUGUGCAGCUGCAGACGCUCGCGGGCGUCGCGAAGGGCCUGACGCGCACGACGGACGCGCUGCUUAUUCUGGAUGAGCCGUCGUCGGAAGAGGCCGCGGCGGUGGAGAGGCUGGAGCGGGCGAGGACGGACCCGCGGAUGGUCGGGAUGCGCGAGGCGGUGUAUGCCGCUGUGCGAGAUACGCUGGGGCUGUGGAGCGCGGAUGCGAGUGUCGGCGAUGCGACAUCCGACUUGUUUCGCUCGCUGACUGCGCUCCCCGCCGACGUCACGCUGCUCUCGCUCCCGCCCGGACCGCUGCUCGAGCUCGUGUGCGCGGCGUGCGAGCGGCAGAUCACGGGGACGUGGAUCGCGCUGGCGAGUAUGCUGCUGAACCAGCUGGAUGCGCCGUCGCCGUUCCCGUAUGCGUCGUCGGGGACGAGCACGCCGUCGGGCGGAGGGGUAGGGGGUGGGGGGAACCCGCUGAAGAGCGGGCCGAGUGCGGAGGCGUUGGCGUUGGUGGGGCAGGUUGUGCCGGUGUUGUUGAGGACGGCGUUGGGGGUGUUGGGGCAGCCUGGGGGUAUGGAUUCGAAUCCGGAUAUUGUGCAGGCGUUCUUUGGGUGCAUGGAUGUUGUCGCGACGCGCUUUGUUGUGGCGUUUUAUAGGCUCCCGCCUGGUGCGCUUGAUGCGCUGAUUGGGUGUGCGCUGGGCGGGCUGGCGAUGCAGGAGCGGUAUUCGGUUGCUGCGACGUGCACUUUCCUCGGCGCACUUAUCAAGCGAACAGGGAGCAGCGACGCGCUGAGCGAGGAGAACGCGGCGCUGAUCGGGACGCACGGUCGGCGGAUCAUGCGCGCGCUGCUCGAGGGCUUUGCGGGCGUAGCACCGCGCAGUGCGACGGCGAACCUGAUCGAGGUGUUGAGUGCGAUUGUCACGAAGCAUCCGGCGGAGGCGAGGGUAUGGAUGGAGGAGAUUUUGUUUGCUGAUGACUUUGUGGACUCGAAGGCGAGUCCGGAGGCGAAGCGCGCGUUUGUCAAGGCUGUCGUUGGAUCGCGAAGUCCGAAGCGGACGAAGGAGGCUGCACAGCAGUUUGCGCUGGUGGCGAGGGGAUUGGAGGGGACGAGCUUCGGGUAUGCGUCGGCCGCUGGGCGCUGAUUGUCCACAGGACGCUAGGCUAGAUUCAGGUGGACGUUGUGUGUGACGUGGGAUGGACUUGGAGGAGCAGCACACGGCCGUUGGUCAUCGAUUCACCGUCGGCCAGCGUUUCAUCCGUGCACGCCGGACCGCGGCACUCGCUGUCCGGUUCUGGGGUCCGAGUUCCGGGGUGUGCCUGUCGUGCCACGGUGAUCGUGUGCUAUUUACACUUUGUUUCAAAACGGUGGAGGAAGAAGAAGAGAAGAGAAGAAGGACAGGAUAGACUAGAUCUAGAGAAGGCUCGCUAAUACUACUUACUGGAGCCAAACUUGUCUUGGAUUAUGCUGCGGCGUUGUCCUCUACGUUAGCCAUGACGUCGAUUCCUUGUGUCAGUAGCAUUCACAUCAGUAUCACAGCUUCG
Molecule: messenger RNA, 4979 nt
Organism: Coniophora puteana RWD-64-598 SS2
Lineage: Eukaryota; Fungi; Basidiomycota; Agaricomycetes; Boletales; Coniophoraceae
Exons: 18
Coding region: 1181-4579 (1132 amino acids)
Biological process (GO): protein import into nucleus
Cellular component (GO): nuclear membrane; cytoplasm
Source: RefSeq, a predicted model, not a curated record